Molecule: messenger RNA, 528 nt
Organism: Galendromus occidentalis (western predatory mite)
Lineage: Eukaryota; Metazoa; Arthropoda; Arachnida; Mesostigmata; Phytoseiidae
Product: methyltransferase-like protein 27
Exons: 1
Coding region: 1-528 (175 amino acids)
Biological process (GO): ubiquinone biosynthetic process
Molecular function (GO): polyprenyldihydroxybenzoate methyltransferase activity
Source: RefSeq, a predicted model, not a curated record
AUGCAUACACUUUCGUACCGAGCUCCGGAGUAUGUUGCGGCUCUCUUGAGAUUCGAUCUCGAGGUUGAAUUCGACGCCAAAAUUCUGGACAUCGGUUGCGGCACCGGGCUGGUGGGUAAAGAGCUUACGAGCCUGCACUACGUGAAUGUCCAUGGCGUCGACAUCGCUCCGAAGAUGAUUCUGCUGGCGCAGGCGAAGAAUUGCUAUCGAUCGUGUCGACUUAUCGAAGACUUGCGGUGCGUCCGAGACACGUACGAUGUCGUGAUAAUGUGCUCCGUUUUUGGCAGGGGCCAUGUUUCAUUGGAGAGCGCGGGGCUAGUUCCCGAUUUGAUUCGCGAUGGAGCUCGCAUAAUUAUUGCUCAGCUCUCUCCAGAGACGGAUCUUGAGAAUAAAGAACUGCAGAACUUCGCAGAGGCUAUCGCAACUCGAUUGAAAGCCCAAGCUCCUCGCGUUGAGCCCAUUGAGAGGUACAUCUCGGAACGCUCGGGUAUCCUAGCUAUUGUCAGCGUCGGUACUCACAAUCGAUAG